Molecule: messenger RNA, 1751 nt
Organism: Magnolia sinica
Lineage: Eukaryota; Viridiplantae; Streptophyta; Magnoliopsida; Magnoliales; Magnoliaceae
Product: laccase-1-like
Exons: 4
Biological process (GO): lignin catabolic process
Cellular component (GO): apoplast
Molecular function (GO): copper ion binding; hydroquinone:oxygen oxidoreductase activity
Source: RefSeq, a predicted model, not a curated record
UUGCAGCUGGAAUGGAAGACAGUGACCCGUACGUGCAGCACCAAGCCUAUUCUCACAGUGAACGGAGAGUAUCCGGGGCCCACCAUCGCUGUCAAUGAGGGUGAUGAGGUUGAGAUCAAGGUCACUAACAAUGUUACCUACAACACUACCGUCCACUGGCAUGGAAUAAAGCAAGUGAGGACAGGGUGGGCUGAUGGGCCAGCUUACAUAACCCAGUGCCCCAUACAAACAAACCAAUCUUACACGUACAAAUUCACGGUCAUUAAUCAAAGGGGUACUCUAUGGUGGCAUGCCCAUCUCUCCUGGCAGAGGGCAACUGUCCAUGGAGCUUUCAUCAUCUACCCUCGAUUACCUUAUCCAUUUGCUAUUCCAAUUGAAGCUGAGGUUCCCAUAAUUCUCGGUGAAUGGUGGAAUGAAGAUGUGAUAGCAGUAGAAGCAGAGACGGUAAUGUACGGAGGGGGCCCAGAUGUAUCAAAUGCUUUCACUAUCAACGGAUUGCCAGGACCUUUGUACCCAUGUUCUGUUCAAGAUACAUUCAUUCAGACUGUAGAAUACGGCAAAACGUACAUGUUGCGAAUCAUCAACGCCGCUCUCAAUGCCGAGCUCUUCUUCGCCAUUGCCAACCACACAUUGACUGUCGUAGAGAUUGAUGGGGCAUAUGUGAAACAGUUAGCGACACCAGCCGUCAUGAUUGCUCCUGGACAGACCACCACCGUCCUGCUUACAGCCAACAUCGUAUCUGGUGCUGGAGACUUCACUAUCGCAGCCAGGCCGUAUGUCACUGCCAUCGUCCCCUUCGACAACACCACCACCGUUGGCUUCCUACAUUAUGGAAAGACCUUGAAAACGGCAACACCCAACGAUCCCCAAAACAUCUCUCUUGAUUUCCUUCCACCCAUGCGAGACACUGCCUUCAACACCGACUUCUCCAACAAACUCCGGAGCCUUGCUUCUUUCAGCUUCCCAUGCAAUGUCCCCCAGACAGUCGACAAGCACCUGUUCCUCUCUGUAAGCCUCAACCUCCAAAACUGUCCCCCAAAUAAGAUAUGCAAAGGCUUCUAUGGCAAACGACUUUCGGCCUCCCUUAACAACCAAUCCUUCAUUCGCCCACCUGUUUCCAUCUUGGAGUCCUGUUAUGGCAACCUCACUAAUGGCGGUCUCCUGUCAGAUUUCCCCGAAAACCCAACUCACCCUUUCAAUUACACUGCCCCAACUCCGCUCGACGCCAACAUGAACUCUGAAUUUGGAACUAAGAUGAUCGUUGUCCCUUACGGCACCAACUUGGAGUUUGUUCUUCAAGACACCAGCUUUAUCAAUGUGGAGAAUCACCCCAUCCACAUCCACGGCCAUAACUUCUUCAUUGUUGGCAGCGGAUUCGGAAACUUCAACAGUGAGCAGGACCCAGCGGGUUACAAUCUGGUGGACCCGCCUGAGAGGAAUACUGUGGCAGUCCCAAGUGCUGGAUGGGUGGCAAUCAGAUUCCAAACGACUAAUCCUGGCGUUUGGUUCUUGCACUGCCAUCUUGAGGUGCACACGACAUGGGGAUUAGCCACGGCGUAUGUCGUCAGUAAUGGGCCUGAGCCUUCUCAGUCCAUCCUUCCCCCUCCCAAAGAUCUUCCCCAAUGCUGAUUCUUUCAUUACUGUUCAUCCAAUCGCUCAUUCACAAGUAAUUAUGUGAUUCCAAUAAGUUGUGAUUAUCCACGCCCCACUUCAUUGCCUACUUGGGGCGAGGAACAAUUAAAAAAAUAAAA